Dermatophagoides pteronyssinus (European house dust mite) is the source of this 1642-nucleotide messenger RNA. RefSeq lists its product as uncharacterized. Lineage: Eukaryota; Metazoa; Arthropoda; Arachnida; Sarcoptiformes; Pyroglyphidae. The record is from RefSeq and is a predicted model, not a curated record.
CAUGUGAUCAUCACUCAAUGAGAUUUUAUUUCUGUGCGCCUUUUGUAUUUAGCAACAUUGACAUCAUUUUUCAAAAUCUUUGGCUGACAAAUUUAUCGUUUGAAAAAAACUAGAAAAAAUGGACACACCUGCUAUAUCACGCUCCGGAAGGGUGUUGAAAAAAAGUACUAAACUUUUAGAUAUGGAAACCGAAGUGAUUGGUAAAAGUCCUAGACAAAGUGGAUCCAAACCAGGAAAAAUAUCAAUUAUUGGUAAUGAUUCAAAUACGACAUUACCAGAAGAAAAUAUCAUUGGAACAGCUCCACCAACUAAUAUAAGGCUGAAAUUAAAUUUAUCUAAUCAUAGUGAACAGCUACCACAACCUCCAAAAAUUACCAUUGUUAGUGAACCGAUUCCAAGGCCCAAUAAUCCAUCUAUCAUCUCCACCACUCCUAUUCAGAUCAGACCAAAUGUUAUGCCCGUUGUAAAAUCAUCACCAACAAUUGGAUCAUUAAUUUUCAGAGUUAAUAAUGAUUCAAUAAAACGUUCUAAUGAAGAUGAUAUUCCUACAGGCGAUGUCAAACGAAUUAAGCCCAACGAACCGACAACAGAACAGACAAAAUCUUCUAUUCAUCACAACCAAUCUCCUGUUGUAAGAAUCAUAGCCAAUCCACGCUUACCACCGCAACAACAGCAGCAGCCAUUUAAAAGUACACUUUCGCCAAUAACUGAUAAAACAACGAUGAAUCAAGAAUUUGUUCAUAAAUCAUUUGCAUCUUCUACACCGAAGAUAAAUACGAUCAUUGCAUCUAGACAAAUUCUACCUAGAUCCAUACAGGAACAACGACGAAUUAAUCAGGCUAAUCGUGCACGACUUCAAAUGCAACAACAACAACAACUUAAGGAUGAAUUUCGACAAAAACAAUUAGAUUUGAUUAAUAACAAACAACAAUCGGAUAUUAUUACGAGUAAUAAUAACGAAGAGAUUGUCAAAGUACCAAAGAGACCAGCAAUAUCAGCUUAUGUACUUUGGUGUAAAGAGAAUCGAAGUCAUAUUCAAUCCAAUUAUCCGGAAUUAGAUUUUUGUAAUUUAUCGAAAAAAAUGGGCGGCAUUUGGCAUACGUUACCAAAAACGGAAAAAGAUAAAUGGACACGAAAAGCACAAUUAAUGACUAAAUAUGGUACUGGAUUUAAUAUGGGUGCUAUUUAUGAUUAUGAUGAUGAAGACCUAAAACCCGAAAUCGUUCUUGGUAGUCUUACAUUGCCUAUCACAAAAACAUUGGAUAAAACGUAUGGUGAAAAUUUCAUCAAUACAGAAACAUCAUCAAUCGAAGGCGAAAAACAUCAUAUCGGUACUGAAUUGAUUGAUGCUCAAGCAUAUCUUAGUAUACUUGGUGAUUCUUUGAUGACAAUCAGUAGUUAUAUUCAACGUGGUAUUAAAUAUAAUAGUGAAAUUCGUUAUUGUCCAAUGGCAUCAAUUUCAACACUUCUUGAUACCGCAUUGGUUUCCAUGAGCACAUUGGCUUCAGUUACAUUAUCAUUGCCAAACAUUUCGGUCGAUCGUAAGAUGGCUAAAAAAACCAUUGAAAAUGCUACAUAUUUUAUGCCACCAUCUGAAUUUUGAAAUAUUUUUGACAAAUAAAACAAUUUCUUUAAAUCCUAA